This is a messenger RNA of Cynoglossus semilaevis (tongue sole), 2297 nucleotides long. RefSeq names its product hepatocyte nuclear factor 4, alpha (gene hnf4a). Bases 103 to 1467 code for a protein of 454 amino acids. The transcript has 10 exons. The record is from RefSeq and is a predicted model, not a curated record. Lineage: Eukaryota; Metazoa; Chordata; Actinopteri; Pleuronectiformes; Cynoglossidae. Gene Ontology annotation, biological process: regulation of DNA-templated transcription. Gene Ontology annotation, molecular function: DNA-binding transcription factor activity; RNA polymerase II cis-regulatory region sequence-specific DNA binding; zinc ion binding.
AGGUGGAGGAGGAGGAGGAGGUGGGGGACACAUUAGAUUCUUGGACAAGUCUCUCUGUCCCAUUGUCAGGUAGUUGCGAAUCUGUCCAAAGCACUAGCAGACAUGGACAUGGCAGACUACAGCGAGGCUCUGGACCCAGCCUACACCACGCUGGAGUUCGAAAACAUGCAAGUGCUCCCACUGGGCACAGACUCCUCACCAGCAGAGAGUGCCAACAUGAACGCCGUCGGUCACCUGGCGGCGGGCAGCCUGUGUGCUAUAUGUGGAGACAGGGCCACGGGCAAACACUACGGCGCCUCCAGCUGUGACGGCUGCAAGGGCUUCUUCAGACGCAGCGUCCGCAAAAACCACAUGUACUCGUGCAGGUUCAACAGACAGUGCAUUGUGGACAAAGACAAACGUAACCAAUGCAGGUACUGCAGACUGAAGAAGUGCUUCAGAGCUGGCAUGAAGAAAGAAGCUGUACAGAAUGAGAGAGACAGAAUCAGCACCAGGAGGUCCAGCUAUGAAGACAGCAGUUUACCAUCCAUCAAUGCACUCAUCCAGGCAGACAUGCUGUCAAGACAGAUCACGUCCCCGGCUCCUCUACUGAACGGCGACAUCAGGACCAAAAAGAUCGCCGCCAUCACAGACGUGUGUGAGUCCAUGAAACAGCAGCUGUUGGUCUUAGUAGAGUGGGCCAAAUACAUCCCAGCCUUCUCUGACCUGCCCCUGGAUGACCAGGUGGCGCUGCUGCGAGCUCACGCUGGAGAACAUCUGCUGCUCGGUGUCGCAAAGAGGUCCAUGCUGUACAAAGACAUCCUCUUAUUAGGAAAUGAUCACAUUAUUCCCAGAAACUGUCCAGAGCUGGAGGUGGGCAGAGUGUCAGUCAGGAUCCUGGACGAGCUGGUGCUGCCCUUCCAGGAGCUUCAGAUAGAUGACAAUGAAUAUGCCUGUUUGAAAGCCAUAGUGUUCUUUGACCCAGAUGCCAAAGGUUUGAGCGACCCGGGGAAAAUCAAGCGGAUGCGAUACCAGGUCCAAGUUAGCUUGGAGGACUACAUCAACGACAGACAGUACGACUCGCGAGGUCGCUUCGGCGAGCUGCUCCUGCUGCUGCCAACGCUGCAGAGCAUCACGUGGCAGAUGAUCGAACAGAUCCAGUUUGUGAAACUCUUCGGCAUGGCCAAGAUCGACAACCUGCUGCAGGAGAUGCUCCUUGGAGGUUCUGCUAACGAGGCUCCUCAUGCACCUCACUCUCUCCACCCUCACCUGGUUCAAGAGCACCUCAGCAGCAAUGUCAUAGUGACGAGCAACAUGCCAACGCCCAUCCAUAAUGGUCAAAUCUCCACUCCUGAAACCCCCAUCCCGUCUCCACCGACUGCCUCUGGCUCAGAACAUUACAAACUGGCUCAGGGCGUCAUAGCCACGGCACCGAAGCAGCCAACAUCAAUUGCUCUGCCCACCAUUACAAAACAGGAGGCUAUGUAACAGUCCUGUCUAUACUUAUUUUUAGUUGUUUUUUUUUACUCUCUUAAACCCUGAUCUUUGUAUGUACGGUUAUACAAAAUCAGCAAUGAAGCUGUUAACUUGACUGAAAUAAUGUAGCUUAAAAAAAAAAAAUAUAAUUAUAGUGGUGUUUUAUUGCCAAAAGAAAAAACAUUCAAAGUUUUCGUGGUCCACAAAUCUACAGUCUGGGUCUACGACUCAGAGAAAACCUCCCAGGAUAACUGUCUUACUUUUCUAUAUAAGACGGACUCUUAGAAAAACAUACAUUGUUAUAUACUGUAUAGUAGUAAUACUGGACAACAUCACCUGCUUCAGCGUCAAUUCAGAGUGUGCAGUCUGAAGGCCUGUGUUAGAUUUGGUCGCCUUAUCAUGUCACUACUUUUGGAAUGUUACAACAGGAUGUACACCAUCACAGAGUUGGUGUGGCACAGUAUUUUUCUUUUUCUUUUUUGCUUAACGAUGUCAUUAGAAUGUGUCCAUCUUCUUUGGGGGUCUUGUAAAAAUGUUCUAAGACAAAACUUAAAUAGGUGUGGUUUCUUUUAUACGUUGGAGAGUGCUUCUUUACACGAGGAAAUCUUAGUUUGUAUGAACUCUGUGGUGCCAUUUUGGAAAAUUCCAUGAUGACACACUAAGAAAGUUUCCCAAUAAUGUGUUGGUGUUUUUUAAAAUAUAUAUAUAUAUAUUUGUUUAGUACUUUGUGGUUUCACUGAUAAGAUAAAUUGUGCCUUGUAACCUGUACUGCCUUUCGGAAACAGCCAUUUGUUUCGCCUUAAUAUGUGAAGAUGAAAUAAUAAAUCUCAACAUUAUUUUUA